Molecule: messenger RNA, 2448 nt
Organism: Monomorium pharaonis (pharaoh ant)
Lineage: Eukaryota; Metazoa; Arthropoda; Insecta; Hymenoptera; Formicidae
Gene: Vps51
Product: vacuolar protein sorting-associated protein 51 homolog
Exons: 10
Coding region: 54-2258 (734 amino acids)
Biological process (GO): Golgi organization; endocytic recycling; lysosomal transport
Cellular component (GO): EARP complex; GARP complex; membrane
Source: RefSeq, a predicted model, not a curated record
AGGCUCUCGACUAGUGCGAUUAGUGCGACUUAUUUCGUCGAAAGAUUAACAACAUGGCAGAGAAUGCUAACAAUCCCUACGACAUUAAUGGGCAACAUUUUAAUUCUGACAUGUAUUUCCAAAAAUUGUUAAAGGAAUGCACACUAAAGCAAAUUAUGGAUCAUGAAGCAGAAAUCAUAAAAAACACUCAAGCUUUACAUUCAGACAUGCAGACUUUAGUAUAUGAAAAUUAUAAUAAAUUUAUAUCUGCUACUGACACCAUACGCAAAAUGAAGACAGAUUUCAAGGAGAUGGAAGAUAACAUGGAUCUCUUGGCAAAAAAUAUGGAAAGCAUUACCUCUUUUUCAGAGCAGAUCUCUUCAACUUUACAUGGAACAAGACAACAAAUUGCUAAACUAUCCUCUGUACACAGCCUGUUGAAAAAAUUGCAGUUUCUUUUUAAACUCCCUAGUAAUCUUAAGGAUAAAAUAAAUGAAGAAAAAUAUGCAGAAGCGGUUCAAGAUUAUGUUCAUGCACAAAGAGUUUUAAAUCAGUAUAGCAACAUGCCAUCCUUUCAAGGCAUCCAAAAAGAUUGUGAAGACAUUUUGGAAGAAUUAAAAUCUAAACUCAGAUUACGGUUUCAUAAGAGAGACGCCUCUACUAAGGCUUUAGCCGAAAAUAUUGAUCUUUUGUUACAAUUAAAGGAACCGGCUGAUUCAUUAUAUACUGAAUUUUUGAUACAUGCUGAAGGAAGAUUAACAGAACAAUUAGAUAUUUUGAAAGAUAUGUGUGAAAAUGACAUUAUAGAGUUCGUAGACAUGGCUUCUUCAGGAUUUCUUAGUGAUUUAUGCUUAAUUGUGACGUCUUACAAUGAUAUGUUCAUAAAUCGAACACUAGAAGAUAAUGAUUUAAUUGAUAAUUUUGAAAUAAAAGCUGUGGAUUAUUUGAAUAUAUUCAUUGUAAACAAUAUGAAAAAAUAUUUUGAUUUGAUGAGCAAAAGAGUGGAGGAUGUAGCUGAUACAGCAAUUUUGGUGAGAGCUCUUGAUAGAUUUCAUCGCAGGUUGCAAGCUAUGAAAAUGUUGUCCAAGGAAACAGAUUUCGCUAGAAUGGGCACUGAUCUUGUUAUAAAUGCUGGUCGAAAACAAUGUCGCAACCAUUUACAUAGUUUAAAACAACACUUAAACGAAAUUUUAGCAAAAGUAAGGCAGACUUUAGCUACUAAAAUCACACAAGACGGUGAUGGAGGUUUAGCGGAACUUCAAGCUAUGCUCAUUAUGCCCACUAUAGAAAAAAUUAAAGGAGUUCUGCAGGAUUUAUUGGUAUUUUUACAGCCAGACUUGUCAUUCAGUUUAAAAACACAAUUUUUGCAAAGUUUCUGUAUAGACGAAGUGAGAGAAGGAUUAGUAAUCGGUUUUUUACAUUAUCUUACUGCCACAGUAGCUGGAUUUUGCAAUGGAUCAGAUGUGCCCAAAUUUCCACCCACUUUAUUACUUCUACUUAGCAAAAUGUGCAUAGAGUAUAAGGAGAGCAACGUCCGUUAUCUGCUCACGACCAUUGAUGACCUUUUUAGUAUCGAUCAAUACACAUCUUCAGAAAAUAUUAUAACUCCUGGAUCAGAAAUGUGUGACUCUUUUCAAAAGGCUGCACAGAAUUUGUUAAACCACUAUGUGCGAAUUCAGGGAUUGACAGUGUCCCAAAUGCUAAGGAAAUCCGUAGAGACUAGGGAUUGGUUGCACACGAUUGAACCUAGAACUGUAAGAGCCGUUAUGAAGAGAGUUGUCGAAGAUGUAACUGCUAUUGACGCACAAGUUGCUGCUUUAUACGAUGACAAUGAUGGUCAAAUUGACAGAAGCAGCGACAGCAGUAGGAAAACCCACAGUGUUAGCAUAUCUAGGCACCAUUACAGAUCAAAUUGGUCAUCCUAUACGCCUAGCCAUAUCGAUUCUUCUUUAGUAACGAAUAUCCAUAAACUGUUCUCUGAACGAAUUGAAAUAUUCUCAUCUGUACAAUUCAACAAGGCGUCUAUACUAACAGGAAUCAUCAAAAUAAGCUUAAAGACUUUUCUCGAAUGCGUAAGAUUGCGAACGUUCAGCAAGUAUGGUUUACAACAAAUUCAAGUGGACACUCAUUAUUUACAACUUUAUUUAUGGCGAUUUGUGUCAGAUGAAAACGUGGUUCAUUUUUUGCUGGACGAGAUUUUAGGUAGUGCAGUACAUAGAUGUCUGGAUCCUGUUUUGAUGGAGCCGAGCGUAGUGGAUAUUAUUUGCGAAAGAGGUUAAAUUAUGAACAAUUACAAAUUAUCUUGUACAAUCUAUUAUAGAAGUAUGUCAUAGUUAUUAAAUAUGAAAUAUGAUUUAUAGAAAUGUCGUGAAAUGAUAAUUAUAAUAUUAUGUAUAAUGAUUAUAUAUAAUGAGUUAUAAUAUUAUGUAUAAUAACAAUAUUUAUAUAGAGGGAAGUUUCCGAUACUGA